This is a messenger RNA of Anopheles darlingi, 4117 nucleotides long. RefSeq lists its product as uncharacterized. Gene Ontology annotation, biological process: transmembrane transport; monocarboxylic acid transport. Gene Ontology annotation, molecular function: monocarboxylic acid transmembrane transporter activity. Bases 711 to 3431 code for a protein of 906 amino acids. Lineage: Eukaryota; Metazoa; Arthropoda; Insecta; Diptera; Culicidae. The transcript has 4 exons. The record is from RefSeq and is a predicted model, not a curated record.
AAAAACGAAAACGACUGGUGUUUAUUAGGUGUCGGUUAAGCGUGGUGCCAAUUCGGACUUGUACUUUUGCUAGAGAAAGACCGUGACUCUGGAGGACUCUCUUUAGGGCCUUCAGGGCUAGUAGUUGUGUUUUUCCCCGUUGGUUUUCCGUUUUCCUUUGAUUUAGUGUUUAGCGAUUCGGUGGAGUGCGCAAAAGAGUGUAUCGCCCGGGCACCGCAAAAAACAGCGGAGCGAGCGUUCGAAGCGGAUGACCAGGAAGUCAGGAAGUGUGCGGUCCGGUGUUCGGAGAGUUGCCAAUCCUACCGCUCUCCGCAGCGAAAAGUGGACACUGAAAAGUGGGCUUUGCAUAGGCAUGGUGCAGUAGCAGGAGGUGACCAGUUUAUUCCUCCCCCCAACAACCCAAACAAAAACCAAACCUUGAUUUGAAAAUCGAGGCGCGGCAUCCGUUUCAUUUGGUGUGUAAUCCCGCAGGAACCAAGAUUACCGAGCGGAACAAGGGACACUGGCGACGCUAUAGCAGUCGGCACGUCGGCACCGGAUGGAACCAGCGUCUUCUCGUCGUUCGACCGACCGCUGCGAACUGCUGAGAAGCCGAACCAUCCGAGCUGGAGCAGUGGCUCGAGAAGGAGGAAACCAUCAUUGACAACGCUUGGCGUGUUCGCUCGCUUGGACGCUAGUGCAAGGCGGCACCAGCUGGACCAAAGGGUACGAUGGGUGAGGAAAGCGUAGAGCGGAGCGAAGGCACCCAGCGCCUCCAAACGCACGUGGCCGACUAUAGCCCGGUGCGGCAGCAUCAUCAAGGAUCCCCAGCGCCACCACCCGAUGACGAGGAUGUAGAAGGCGAUGUUGACGCACAGCAGGAUGAGGUCGUCCGGGUGAUCCCGAAAGGGCGCGAUCCACUGCCAACCGAUCAGCAGACAAAGAAUGGCCUGCCAGCUGCGCCAAACAAAGUGCAAUCAGCUUCAGCAUCGGUGGUUCUGGAGCGCGAAAAAAUCACCGAAGACCGGCACAAACCGAAGACGACUGAGGAAAUGGAAGAGGACGACAGGGGACACCCGAAUGAGGCCAACGGUACGGCCGCACUACUACCACGCAACGGCAGUGCCAUCAUCUGUCGAAGCAGCUCCAACGCCAUGAUGCAGCAGCAGCAGCAGCAGCAGCAACAAAACCAAACGAAUGCCGGCACUGGUAAAACCAAAGAUCAACAACCUUACCGUGCACCGGAAGAAGGGGACCGUGAUCCCGAGAAUCCGGACGAUGAUGACGACGGAGAGUACGAAUUGGUGCCACCGGACGGUGGCUGGGGUUGGCUGGUACUGGCCGGAUCGAUGCUCGUCAACAUCCUCGUGCCCGGUACGAUCAAGAGCUUCGGCGUGUUGUUUGUGGAGUUUCUGGAAGCGUUCCAAGCGUCACCAUCCUCGGCGGCCUGGAUACCGGCACUGUGCUACUUCCUGUACAGCUCGCUAGGGCCACUAUCCAGCAUACUGUCGGUGAAGUACAGCUACCGCACGGUGACGAUUGUCGGUGGAACGUUUGCGGCUGUCGGCAUGAUAAUUACGUACUGGGCGACUUCCGUGAACUAUCUGUACAUCAGCUACGGCGUGCUGGUAGGGACGGGCGCAGGACUCGCCUUUCCUCCGACGGUGUACAUCGUAACGUCGUACUUUGUAAGACUGCGUGGCCUUGCGAAUGGUUUGUGCAUCUCGGGCAGUGCCCUUGGAUCGAUCAUCUUACCACCGGUGCUACGCUAUUUAUUGGUUACCUUUGGAUACCGUGGGGCCUGUCUGAUCAUGGGCGGUAUCACGCUGAACGUUUGGGUGGCCGCCAUCUUCUACGAGCCGGUUGAGAAGCAUUUGAAGCGUGUCCGAAAGGCACCACCUUCGGAUGAUGAGGAUGAAAUGGAGGGCAACAUGCGGCAGGCCGCAGACGGUGUUCUCGGUGAGCGUAGCAAUGUGAUCCUGGAGGAGUGUGAAUCGAAUGAAACCGAUCCGACCGCCGAAUCGUUGGUUAACGGGGAGGCAGGUGUUGGCGGCGAGGCACUACAGCAGCAGAAUCCGGCCCAACCGCAGGCGCUGACCAUUAAACCCAAAUUUGCCAUCAUGGGUGAUGAUACGCCGACUAUCUCAACACCGACGCUCGAGCACAAAUCGCCCGACAUCUUCCGGUUUAAUCCGAAGAACGGACUAAUCGACAGUUUUGCCCGCAGCGUGUCUGCGGCGGCCGUUCCGUAUGGGCGUGAUGAACAGCAAGGUGGUGGUGGUGGUGGUGGUGGAGGUAGCCAGAGGCAGCGCAAGAUUAGCACACCGAUCAAAGAGGAACACCGCAACCUGACCUUCACCAGCCAACUAAGUUCGAACUCGUUCCUAAAUAAUGAAACGGCCGGAUCGUUCUUCCGGCUAAAUCGUCUCAACUCGAUCCGUAGUGGUAUCGGUGCGGUGGGCAAUGCAACGGGUGCGGCUGGUGGUGCCGGUGGUCAUCCGCGACAACCGAAACGGUCUCCCUCGACUAGCAGCUUUCAGUAUAUGAGUACACCGUUCCAUGGAAGCACACUGUCGACGCAUCAGCCGAGGGAGUUCGCCUCGCACCUGUCGCUACGAUCGUUCGGUGGCAGCGUGUCCCGUUCGGCGACCAAACCUGCAAAGGAUGCAUCGGGAAAGGAUAGUGAGAAGACCGGUAAAGGAAAGAAUGGCAAGGACAGUAAGGCACAGUCGUUCUUCGAUCUAUCGUUGCUCUCCGAUCCGACCUAUCUCGUUAUCCUGAUCUCGAAUUCGACCAAUGCGAUCGGUUACACGAACUUUAUCAUCCUGCUGCCAGCGUACGCGAUCACGCUCGGGUUCGACAAAAGUCGGGCCGCCUAUCUGUUGUCGAUCGUGUCGACGCUCGACCUGGUCGGUCGUAUCGGUGGUUCCGCUCUGUCCGAUACCAAUCUCAUCCCGAAAACGUGGUACUUUGUCGGUGGGCUGUCCAUAUCGGGCCUAGCGCUUGCCCUGCUACCCACAGUCGAUACCUACACGAUGGUGAGCGUGUUCUGUGGACUGUUCGGUUUGGCAUCCGGUACGUACGUUGGCAUUACGGCCGUCAUCAUGGCCGAUAUGCUCGGUACGGAGCGGCUCACCUCGUCCUAUGGUAUCAGCCUGUUUGUGAACGGCAUUCUGCAGCUCAUCGGUCCACCAAUCUGUGGUUUGAUCUUCGAGCAGAUGGGCCGCUACCAGCCGUUGUUUACCACGCUCGGUUUCAUUUUGCUCAGUGGUUCGGCCCUGUGGGGUUUCAUGCCACUUAUUAACCGCCAAAAGCGACGAAAGCUGCAGCUCGAACGCCAACGGGAAGCGGAACUGAAACAGCAACAGCAGCAGCAGCAAUCGAUGUUGACCGAUGAUCGGGGCGAGCGCGAAGAUGGUGUUCUGUUGCAGGACAAAUCCUUGGUGGCUUAAGAAGCGCAAUUUGAGAGCGGGGAAUUGUUUGUUUUACUUUACUUAGCAUUUUAGCAUUCAAUGACAAUUCCGCAUCCGGCGGGACGUUCCGGCGAAACCUGCGGAUGCAUGGGUUGAGACGAGUAUUAACGGCGAAUCGUACAGGAGCGAGAGUGACCACGGGAGGGAUCGCAAAUGACCAUACAAUUUUAGAAAUGUUGAAGCUGUAAACUUUAGAAUCUAAGCGAGAAUGACGAUAACAGGACAACCAGUAAUGAAGGAAAUGGAGGAGAGGCAUAAAAGUUAGUAGAGGAAUGGAAAAGUAAAUAGUAUUACUGCGAUCAUCGGUGAUGGUGGUGGAUCGGAUAGGAUGGAUAGGACCAGAUGUAGCCAAAACGGAGUGGAGUGAAACAACUCUAGCUAGUUUGAAGAAAAUGUAAUUUCAGGAACUGCGCGAUACUGAACCAACAGAGAUGUUGAAUUGUACUAAAAAAAAAAAGGGGGAACGUAUGUUAUGGGGCGCGCAACAGGAUUCUUAGUUCGCACAACCAGACAGAACACAUUCGUUGCUCUAUCGCUCUCCUUCUCCAUUCUCUGGUUCGCCACUUUAUACGUGUACUUUUGUUCGAUUUCGUCAGACGGAACUAAAACAGGAUGUAGAUAAGCUCUAACUAGCAAAAUGAUAAUAGAUAAGUAUUCAAAGACGA